AUGAUUGGUGUGCCAGUAAAUUCUAAUUCGGUUUAUAUACCAAUUGUUCAAAGAGGAAUUGGCUUUUUUAUUGUUGGUGGAAUAACAAAUGUUAACUCUGUUAAACAUGGAUUUCCUAUAUUAGUAGGUGUUGGUAUUGCUUUGACUAUAAUUGGAUCAAUAAUUUUCGCUUGUAUAUGUUUUAUCAUACAAUCAAGACGUUUUAGACGAUUCCGACAAGCCAUUAAUGAAGAAUCAAUAAAAUAUUCAUCAAGAUCAUCAAAACCAUGUAGUUGGAGAUUAGAUACACCGAGAGCAUGGUUUGGAGAAUAUAGAUAUCAUCGGAACAGUCAACUUGUUUAUCAUUUGGUAAUUGAUAUUGGUAAUUCUCCUAAUGAAACAUAUAUCGGAUAUCAAUCGAAUCAACAUCUUCCUGAUAGAACAUUAUAUUAUCAACAAGAAGAUAAUAAUGCACCUCCACCUUAUUCUUAUCCAUCAGCACCAUAUUGUUCUUAUUGUAAUGUACCGAGACAAUAUUUGUCAGCUAAAUAUUGUUCAUCAUGUGGAAAUUCAUUAAAUUGA
This is a messenger RNA of Rotaria sp. Silwood1, 561 nucleotides long. Lineage: Eukaryota; Metazoa; Rotifera; Eurotatoria; Philodinida; Philodinidae. The record is from the annotation of a GenBank genome assembly.